Molecule: messenger RNA, 1622 nt
Organism: Condylura cristata (star-nosed mole)
Lineage: Eukaryota; Metazoa; Chordata; Mammalia; Eulipotyphla; Talpidae
Gene: GPR84
Product: G protein-coupled receptor 84
Exons: 1
Coding region: 249-1442 (397 amino acids)
Biological process (GO): neuropeptide signaling pathway
Cellular component (GO): membrane
Molecular function (GO): urotensin II receptor activity
Source: RefSeq, a predicted model, not a curated record
AUAACCGCACAGUGCUGUGCUCUAUUUAACCCGUUGCGCCACCAGGGAGGGUCAUUAAGAGGCGCUUAGGUGAGAAUCUGGGAAGGACUUUGAGACUGGGGACCUUGAGAUGAAGUUGCCCAGGAACGACUCAGGAGACUGGUGAGCGCCUGGAGCAGAGAGUGCCCAGGAGGCCAGAGCUGGUCAAGGGAUUUCCGCUCCAGGCCAGACCUGACCUCUUCCCCACCCCCUUCUCUCCAGCCUCCGUCAUGUGGAACAUCUCCAACGCCAGCUUCUCCUGCUACCAUGAGUCUGUGCUGGGCUACCGCUACGUUGCUGUCAGCUGGGGGGUGCUGGUGGCUGUGGCGGGCACUGUGGGCAACGUGCUCACCCUGCUGGCCCUGGCCAUCCAGCCCAAGCUCCGGACCCGCUUCAACCUGCUCAUCGCCAACCUGACGGUGGCCGACCUGCUCUACUGCACCCUUCUGCAGCCCUUCUCGGUGGACACCUACCUGCACCUGCACUGGCGCACAGGUGCCACCUUCUGCAGGCUCUUCGGGUUCCUCCUCUUCACCUCCAACGCCGUCUCCAUCCUCACCCUCUGCCUCAUUGCCCUGGGCCGCUAUCUCCUCAUCGCCCACCCAAAUCUCUUUCCGCGAGUGUUCAGUGCCCGCGGGAUAGCGCUGGCGCUGGGGGGCACCUGGGUGAUAGGGGUGGCCAGCUUUGCCCCGCUCUGGCCUGUCUAUACCUUAGUACCUGUCGUCUGCACGUGCAGCUUCGACCGCAUCCAAGGCCGGCCCUACACCACCAUCCUCAUGGGCAUCUACUUUGUCCUUGGGCUCAGCAGCGUGGGCAUCUUCUACUGCCUCAUACAUCGGCAGGUGAGGCGGGCGGCGCGGGCUCUGGACCAGUACAAGCUGCACCAGGCAAGCGUGCGCCCCAGCCACGUGGCUGGGACCGAUGAGGCCAAACAUGGUCACCCCGAGGAGCUGGACAGCGGGCUGGCAUCGGGAGUGCCCAGUGAGGGGAUUUCGUCUGAACCGGUCAGUGCCGCCACCACGCACACUCUGGAAGAGGGAGGAAUCAGCAGCAGUGGGGAGCAGAGCAGCAGCAAAGUGGCUAAGCCGCUGGCAGAGAAAGGCCCCCAGGAAGCAGGCGCUCACCCCCAGCCAGCUAAAGCAGGCCACAGAGCUCAGGACUCUCCGUCGGAGUUCGGGAAGGUGACGCGGAUGUGCUUCGCCGUGUUUCUCUGCUUCGCCCUGAGCUACAUCCCUUUCUUGCUGCUCAACAUCCUGGAUGCCAUGGUCCGGGCUCCCCGGGUUCUGCACAUGCUCGCUGCCAACUUCACCUGGCUCAACAGUUGCAUCAACCCUGUGCUCUAUGCAGCCAUGAACCGCCAGUUCCGCCAAGCCUAUGGCUCCGUCCUCCAGCGGGGGCCCCAGAGUUUCCGUAGGCUCCCCUAGAACCGGCUGCCUCCCAGUCCGCAGCACCCAGGACCGUCUUCGCCAGAAGUAACGUGGCCAGCUGACAAGGCAGUAGGUGACAGUGAGCCCUGUGGACGUCUUGAAGACAACCCCGCCCCCGUGCUCCCAACCCCCCACCGGCCUUGCGUUCCCUUCCUUGGUUUGGCCUAGGUGGCCAGA